AUGGGUCACGCGGUCCCUGAUCUAGACUCGAUUGGCAUCAAAGCCGAUCAUGAGCUAGCUGAUCAAUUUCGCCGCGAAGUCGCCAACCUCCUCGGGCGCAACAAUCUGAACUUUCCAGGUGCACAACCAGUCAGCUUCUCGGCGCGACAUCUGACCGAAUUGCAACAAGAGGACUACUUUGUCUGUGAAAAGACAGAUGGCAUCCGCUGCUUGAUGUACUUUGCGCGCGGAGAUCCCGAUUCCGACAUGCCGGAGAUCCAUUACCUGAUCGAUCGCAAGAACGAUUACCGUUAUGUACCUGGUUUACACUUCCCUCUGCCGAACGAUGAUACCUUCCAGAGUUUCCACGUCGACACCUUGGUUGACGGCGAGCUUGUCAAUGAUACAUACGAAGAUGGAACCACGCAGCUGAAGUAUCUGGUCUUCGACUGUCUUGUUCUGGAUGGACAGAGCUUAAUGCAUCGUACCCUGGACAAACGGCUAGCCUACUUCAAGGAAAAGGUACUCAGGCCGUACAAUGCCAUGUACCGUAAAUUCCCGGACGAGAAAAAUCACCGUGCUUUUGCCGUUGAGGACAAAUCCACACAGUUCAGUUACGGUAUCGAGAUGAUGUUCCGUGAAAUUAUUCCCAAGGUCAAGCGCAUCCAUGGUAAUGACGGUCUCAUCUUUACUUGCCGCAGCACUCCGUACCGCAUCGGCACCGAUGAACACAUUCUGAAGUGGAAGCCACCCCAAGAGAACACGGUUGACUUCCGUAUGCGUCUCGAGUUUCCAACGCUUGAGCCAGAUACCGAGGAUGAGGGUGAUGGUAUCACCCAGCCAUAUGUGGACUACGACGCUAUCCCAAUCUGCCACCUGUUUGUCAUGCUGAGUGCUGGCGAGUAUCGUCUUUUCGGGGAGAUGUUUUUGGAGCCGAAGGAGUGGGAAGAUCUCAAGGCUAUGCAGAUUCCGCUCGACGAUACUAUUGUCGAAUGUGCUAAAGACGAGGAAGGACGCUGGCGCUUCUAUCGUAUUCGCGACGACAAGAACGAUGCAAACCACAUCUCCACUGUUGAAAAGGUCCUUGAAAGUAUCGAGGACCGCGUCACCGAGGAUGACCUCAUCCGCCUUGCUCCCAUCAUCAAGACAGCUUGGAAACAGCGCCAACACAAUAUGGCCGCUGGGGACGAGGAGAAGAAGCGGAGAGCCCAAGCCAUGCCACCGUCCGCGAAUCCGAACGGUGUCAAGCGGAAGUUCGAAGGGUGA
Penicillium paradoxum is the source of this 1245-nucleotide messenger RNA. RefSeq names its product mRNA guanylyltransferase. Gene Ontology annotation, cellular component: mRNA capping enzyme complex. NCBI's taxonomy places the organism in Eukaryota, Fungi, Ascomycota, Eurotiomycetes, Eurotiales, Aspergillaceae. Gene Ontology annotation, molecular function: ATP binding; mRNA guanylyltransferase activity. Gene Ontology annotation, biological process: 7-methylguanosine mRNA capping. The record is from RefSeq and is a predicted model, not a curated record. Bases 1 to 1245 code for a protein of 414 amino acids. The transcript has a single exon.